Molecule: messenger RNA, 5295 nt
Organism: Anolis sagrei ordinatus
Lineage: Eukaryota; Metazoa; Chordata; Lepidosauria; Squamata; Anolidae
Source: RefSeq, a predicted model, not a curated record
CGUGGCCUUAGCCAACAAUGCGCGGAGAGAGGCAAGAGUGUGCCUGUGUUUGUGCAGCAAAGCCGGCUGUUUGCUUUGCCUCCCCUUUUCUCUGGGGUCCCUUUGGUGGCGCCGCGGCCCCCCUUUUCUCAUUGGUAUGUGGACACUAUUGAAGAAGAGAGAGAAAAGAACGAGCAAAGCGCACCGGGCCUGCCUGUCUUCCCAUCUGGCGCCGGCCUUCUUUUCCUCCCAACCUGAGAUCUGGCGAGGGGAGGGGAGACACAUUUCCAAAGCAGGAGAAGGAGGAGAAAGGAAGGGAAUGUUGCCCCCACCUCCCAAUUUGAAGGACUGGGAAGAGGGAGGACCAUCCUGGCAUUGACUCUCUUUCUCCUCUUUCUCUGCCUUUGGAAGUUCAUUGUUUCUUGGGAAGGAAAGGUGUGUGCGCUUCCCUGACUUCCCUUUUGCUUUGUUUUUUUUUUUUUGCUCUGGAUUUUCAAAGAAAGUUUGCCAAAGUUGGCGCAGCAGAAGGACUUCGAAGUGCGCACUGCGCAGCCCAAGGGACUGAAGGCGACCACAGUCGGAGAGAGAAGUGUCCAAGCUCUCAUCCUCUUUGGAUGUCUGGAGCCAUGCGCUUUUGCCUGUCCCGAGAAGAGGUGGAGUGUCCGGCACAGUGGCUUUAGGACAAAGUGAAGGAGAAGGCACUGGCCAUGGCUCUCUGGACCCUGUCCAUCUUUGCCCUCCCAUUGAUGGCCCUCGAGGGCAACCAGCUGCACCCUGGCAUGCCAAAUGUCUGUGCCAGUCGACAGCUUGUAAUGGGCAGCCGCCAGCAGCCGAGGAUCCAAGGCUUUACCCGUUCGGUGAAAGUAUCGACACUGGGCUGCGGAGGCCAGCCUUGGUGCGUUGGCUACAAGUGGAGGAUGGUGUACUAUAUGGACAACCGGCAAAUCUACAGCAUGCAGCACCAGACGGUGUACCGUUGCUGUCCUGGAUGGUCCCAACUUGGAGAGAGCGCAGGAUGCCUUUAUCCUGUCUGCAAUGAUGGAGUGUGUUUCAAUGGAGGAAAGUGCAUGGAAGGGUCCUUCCAGGUCUGCCAUUGUCCCUCGGGCUUCCAAGGGCCCCGCUGUCAGUAUGACGUGGAUGAAUGCCAGGUUCACAACGGAGGCUGCCAGCAUAGAUGUGUGAAUACUCUGGGAUCCUAUUACUGCGAGUGCAAGCCAGAGUUUCGUUUACACACCGACGGCAGGACCUGUCUUGCCAUCAACACUUGCGCUAUCAACAAUGGCGGAUGUGAACAUGACUGUGUGCAACUUACUCUGUCCCAACACCAGUGCCGAUGCCGGCUGAAUUACCAGCUGAAGGAUGAUGGGAAACAUUGCAUUUUGAGGAACCCAUGCGACAACAGGAACGGUGGCUGCAUGCACAAGUGCCAGAACCGCCGUGGGUUAGCCCAUUGCCAAUGCCACGCUGGGUACAGACUGGCGGCUGAUGGCAAAGCCUGUGAAGAUGUGAAUGAGUGUGCGCUCAGAAUGGCCAUGUGCGCCCAUGGUUGCCUGAACACCCGUGGCUCCUUCAAAUGCACCUGCAACCUGGGAUAUGAACUUGGGGCGGACGGCAAGCAGUGUUACCGAAUAGAAAUGGAAAUUGUGAACAGUUGCGAGACCAACAACGGUGGCUGCUCCCACCUCUGCCAUCACACCAGCUCUGGCCCCUCCUGCAGCUGCAACUUGGGAUACCGGCUGGAUGAAGACCAGAAAACUUGCAUCGAUACUGAUGAAUGCACUGCUGGUUCUCACUGCUGCCAGCAGGACUGUUACAACUACCCAGGAGGCUAUGAAUGCCUUUGCUAUGCUGGCUACAGACUCAACACUGAGGGUUGCGGCUGUGAUGAUGUGGAUGAGUGCUCUUCCAGUAAUGGAGGAUGUGAACACUUGUGCCAAAACCUUGUUGGCUCUUUCCACUGCAGUUGUCAGAUUGGCUACAAACUGGAUGAGGACCGGAGGAGUUGCAUUUUACUUGAGGACCCCGUGGAAGCCCUGGAUGGUCGCCAUCCGGUCCUUCGGCCCCUGCCCCAUGUGGCUGUCCUGCGGGAUGAGCUCACCCAACUUUUUGAGGAUGAGUAUGACGAAGAAGAGGCAGAAGCAAGAGGCGAGCACACUUUGACUGAGAAAUUUGUCUGCUUGGACGACACCUUUGGCCCUGACUGCAGCUUGACCUGCGAGGAUUGCCAGAACGGAGGGGUCUGCAACGCAGAGCAGUCCGGUUGCAUCUGUCCGGACGGCUGGAGCGGUCUCCUUUGCAACGAAACUUGCCCAGAGGGCACCUUUGGACGGAACUGCAGCUCGACCUGUCUCUGCCAAAAUGGAGGCACCUGUGACCCCGUGACGGGGGGCUGCCGCUGCCCCCCUGGAGUGAAUGGAGAGCGAUGUGAAGACGGUUGUCCCAAAGGUUUCUAUGGGAAGCACUGCAGGAAGAAAUGCAACUGCGCCCACCGGGGACGCUGCCACCGGAUUUACGGAGCCUGCCUUUGUGACCCAGGACUCUAUGGGCGAUUCUGCCAUCUUGCUUGCCCAAAGUGGGCCUAUGGCAUCGGCUGCUCCGAGGAAUGCCAAUGCGUGCAACACAACACUCAGGAUUGCGACAAAAAGGACGGCACAUGUCUCUGCAAGCCUGGCUACCAGGGCAGGAAAUGCCAAGCAAAAUGCGAACCAGGAUACUAUGGUGCCAGGUGCAAGAGCAAAUGUGAUUGCCCAGCCGGAGUACCUUGCGAUCAUGUGAAUGGAGAGUGCCAGAAGCUCUGUGGUGAAGGCUACCAUGGGAAGAACUGCACCCAAGAGUGUCCUGAAGGCAAAUUUGGGGUGAACUGCCUACAGUCCUGUUCCUGUAGUGGCUCGCCUUGCAACCCAUUCACUGGCCAAUGCCUUUGCGUGGCUGGGAAGACUGGCGUCGAUUGUGGCCAAGAUUGUCCUGAAGGCCACUGGGGACCAGGCUGCCAGGAUAUCUGUCCGGACUGCCAGAACAACGGCCGCUGCGUCCCUACCACCGGCGUGUGCCUCUGUGCUCCUGGAUAUGCAGGCAACUUUUGCCAGGAUGUGUGUCCACCUGGCUGGUAUGGGCAGGAUUGCCAACUGCCCUGCAACUGUGGGAAUGAAGGGCAUUGCCACCCGGAGACAGGGAGGUGCAGCUGUGCCCCCGGAUGGACUGGCUAUCAAUGUCAAAGAGCCUGCGAUGCUGGCUACUGGGGUCCCGACUGUGCCAACACUUGCAACUGCAGCAACAGCGAUGGGAGCUGCAAUGCCUUGACUGGGCAGUGCCUCUGUGAGGCUGGCUAUACUGGGUCCCGUUGUGAUCGGAAGUGCCCCGAAGGGAUGUUUGGUCCAAACUGCCGGCACCGGUGCCAGUGUGACAACGGAGCGGCUUGCGACCAUGUGAGCGGGGCCUGCACUUGCACUCCGGGUUGGAGAGGGACGUUUUGUGAGCUCGCCUGCCCUGAGGGUUUUUAUGGGAUGGAGUGUCGAGGGACCUGCCGUUGCCUCAAUGGAGCCCAUUGCGAUCCUGUGAUGGGACAUUGCCUUUGUCCUCCUGGCUGGAUCGGCCCAAACUGCAAUCAAACUUGCCAGGCUCACCGCUAUGGGGAGAAUUGCAGCCAGGAAUGCCACUGUUCCAACGGGGCUCCUUGUGACCACAUCAGUGGGAAGUGCCUCUGUGCGCCUGGAUGGACGGGAGACACCUGUCAGCAAGUCUGUCCAGAUGGCUUCUAUGGUGCAGGCUGCCAACUACCGUGCCUCUGUCAACACGGUGGGAUGUGUGAUCCCGUCACUGGACUCUGUACAUGCCCAGAGGGAUGGAUCGGAUUGGCCUGUGAACUAGAGUGCCCUGAAGGAAAGUAUGGGCAUGGUUGCCAAGAAAACUGUGGUUGUCUCCAUGGAGGGCUUUGUGACCAAGAGACCGGGCACUGCCGUUGCCAUCCUGGAUGGACCGGAGAGAAGUGCCAAAGCCCAUGCCCAGAGGGAACACAUGGAAGAGAGUGCAAGGAGCUGUGCGACUGUGAGCGUGGAGUCCAGUGCCAUCCCGUCACAGGGGCCUGCGACUGCCCACUGGGAUGGAGAGGACAGCGCUGUGAGAAAACCUGUCUGCCGGGGACCUUCGGACUCAACUGUGCACGGAUCUGUCAGUGCGCAGGAGUGAAUCACGACUGCCACCCAGUGACCGGGGAGUGUAUCUGUGCACCAGGAUUCCACGGCAGCAAUUGCCGGCAGAGAUGUCCACUGGGACGAUAUGGUCCAAACUGUGAGAAGCAGUGUAAAUGUAAGAACGGAGGGCAGUGUGUGACCACCACGGGAACGUGCCAAUGCCCAGCUGGCUACAUUGGAGCUGACUGCAGUAGUGCUUGCCCACCUGGACACUAUGGAGCUGGCUGUACACUGGUGUGUUCCUGCAGCCACAAUGCCACCUGCCAUCAUGUGACAGGGUUUUGCCUUUGCCCUCCAGGAAGGACUGGCCCCAACUGCGAACAUGGUUGUCCAAGGAAUCGUCAUGGACCGGGAUGUAAGCAGGCGUGUGGCUGCCAGAACGGAGGAAUCUGUCUCGCAUCCAACGGUUCCUGCCUCUGUCGGCUCGGGUGGACUGGGACAUUUUGCGAACUAGGAUGUCCACCAGGAAGCUAUGGGUCCGGCUGCCAGCUGAACUGCACUUGUCGAAACAAUGCAACCUGCGAUAUGGUGACAGGAGCCUGCCAAUGUGGGAAAGGCCACUAUGGGAACUUGUGCGAACACAGUUGCCCAGCGGGCUUCCACGGAGUCCGUUGCCAAGAGCCAUGUGUUUGCCAAAACGGAGCCACGUGUGACCCGGUGACAGGGGAAUGUAUUUGCCCCCCUGGUUUCCAUGGCAACCAGUGCCAAAAAGACUGUGAUGCAGGGACAUAUGGUGAAAAUUGCCAGCAUCGUUGUGACUGUGAAGGGAAUGCUCUGUGUGAACCUGCGACCGGGCGCUGUCUCUGCCCUCCUGGGAAAACAGGCGCCAAGUGUGAUGAAGACUGCCAGCUGAAGAAAUACGGCCCUGGCUGUGCGCUGACCUGUGAGUGUUCCUUGGCGAACUCAUACUGCAAUGCCCAGAACGGACGGUGCGUUUGCCUCAAUGGCUACAUAGGGACGACAUGUCGGGAAGGUAAGGGAGACCGACGACGGAAGGGAGGGCUUGUUUUGCAAAGGAAAGCAGAACUGGAAAAACUAAUGAUGACUUUCCCCAAAAGGAAUAUGGGUUAUGAUUCUGCAAAAGUGUGCUCCUAGUAGUGAGGGUUGUUUCUGUCAGCAGUUAGCA